AUGUUGGUAGAUGGAAUACUUGGGGAUAAGAGGUAGUAUUGUAAUCUAAAAAUUUUUAGGGGUGGUGGACAGUAUUCAGAAGUAGGAGAUGGAUUUAAGAUUGGGAAAUGGAUUGAGUUGAGUGAUGAAUUAAAUUAAUUUGAGUAUAUCUCUUUCGCAGUAGAAUGCAAGAAGGAUAAAAAAGUUGGUAAAUGA
Messenger RNA from Paramecium octaurelia, 195 nucleotides. The record is from the annotation of a GenBank genome assembly. Lineage: Eukaryota; Ciliophora; Oligohymenophorea; Peniculida; Parameciidae.